This is a messenger RNA of Daucus carota subsp. sativus, 1331 nucleotides long. RefSeq names its product putative F-box protein At4g09190. The coding region runs from base 122 to 1234 and encodes 370 amino acids. Lineage: Eukaryota; Viridiplantae; Streptophyta; Magnoliopsida; Apiales; Apiaceae. The transcript has a single exon. The record is from RefSeq and is a predicted model, not a curated record. Gene Ontology annotation, molecular function: protein binding.
UUUAAAUCGAUAUUGAAUAUUGAUCAAUAUAUAGGUUAUUCCGCUAUAACUUGUUUCCCUAUAUUAGGGUUUGCAAAGUGUAUCCGUUGAUUCAAGCUUCAUCUUACCAUUUGGCCUGAUCAUGGGAAAAAUGAGUCGUUAUUAUCUUUCUCAAGAACUCAUCUUCGAAAUACUUUCAUAUUUACCCGUAAUCUCACUGCUCCGGUUCCGUUCCGUUUGCAAGUCAUGGCGAUCCAUGAUAUCCGACGACCCACAAUUCAACAAUGCUCGCCUCACCAAUUCUCACAAAACACAAGCCACCCUAAUUAGCCUUCUCGACUUGAAAGAUUCUGAUAAUCUCUAUGUCGAUACUCGCCAAGAAUCUGUCAAACUCGAUGUUCCACCACAAUUCAAUGGCAAGAUUCGUUCGAUUUGUUCUUGCAAUGGUCUUGUUUGUCUUGCGGAAAAGAAUGGUAAUGUUGUAUACUUCUGGAAUCCAGCGACCAAGCAGAUUAAAAAAGUGGUUGCCCCGAAAGCACGAGAAGCUCGUGAUGAUGAUUUAUUUCAUGAUUUCGUGUUUGUUUUUGAUCCCACUUGCAAUGACUACAAGCUUCUUAGGCUCACGCUUCUUCUCAUAUAUAUAUAUUUUCUUCCAGAUGAUGAAGGGCAGGACAUUUCUCAUGAACUGACAGCGGAUUUGUAUUCUUCGAGAACCGGCUGUUUUAAAGAGAUCCGUGUUCCUGAAAACCUAAAAAAGAAAGUAGAUGUUCGGUUCAAGUCAAAAUAUGUUCAUGAUCUGAAAACAGGGGUAUUAUAUUUUGAAGGUACUUAUAAUGAGUUACUAUCAUUCGAUUUGGAAAAAGAGGUGUUUAAGGUAUAUCCCUAUCCGGUUCCCGACCACGUGCAGCGUUCAAAAUCAAAUGUGUUGGAUUUUGAAGGCUCGGUUGCAAUGAUCUUUGAGGCCGUCGAGGGAUCUGUUCUUAGUCUAUGGACGUUGGAUAAUGUUUGUGACGACAAAGUGUCUUGGACUAAAAAGUUUAAUUUUGGGGCUGGUAUGAAGAUCGAUUGGGUUUUUCUUUAUUUUGGUGAUGGGGAAUUUGUAGCGAAAAGUGAUGGGGAAAACAUCUUUUAUGACUACAAAAGGAAAGAUGCUAAGAAGCUUCUUUCACCGGCGCCUGUUGGAAUGUUGGAUUCAGUUGUCAAGUACACGGAGACCCUUGUUUCACUCGAGGAUUUCAAUGAUUUGAGCUUCUGAAAUAAUUCAAUUGGCGAGCAAUCGUGGUAUAAUUUCUGGUAUUAUUGCGGAUUGUUUUAGCUUAUUUAUUCUUAGUAUUUGUCAUUUGCUUGCCUGA